UUUCAUCGCAAGCUUAAUGGCAGCCUACACAUUUGCCACGCUUGCUUUGUAAAGUGUGCGUUUUCUCCUUAUUCAUAUAUACAUUUAAACUUAUAUAUAUAUAAAAAAAUAAGAUUUUACCAUGUCCGGGAGGCACAACAACAAACUGCCAAACAAUCUGCCGCAACUGCAGAAUCUCAUAAAACGAGAUCCACAGUCCUACGUAGAUGAGUUUCUGCAGCAGUACAGACACUACCAGUCCAAUGUGCAGAUCUUUAAACUGCAGCCUGACAAGCCCAACAAGGAGCUGGCAGACCUUGUAAUGUUUCUUGCUCAGGUUGCUCACUGUUACCUGCAGCACCUGUCCACCUUUCCGCAAGAGCUGUCCGAGUUGCUGAUGAGUCACCACACGGUCCUGGAGCACGACCUCAGAAUGACCUUCUGCAAAUCGUUGAUUCUUUUGAGGAAUAAAGAUCUGAUCGACCCCUCUGGCCUCUUGGAGCUCUUCUUUGAGCUGCUGCGAUGUCACGACAAGCUUCUCAGAAAGACGCUGUACACACACAUCGUCGCAGACAUCAAAAACAUCAAUGCCAAACACAAAAACAACAAAGUGAAUACAACAUUACAGAACUUCAUGUACACCAUGCUGAGAGACAGUAACCCCAUAGCUGCAAAGAUCUCCUUAGAUGUUAUGGGGGAGCUAUACAAAAGGAACAUAUGGAAUGAUGCCAAAACAGUGAAUGUCAUUACCACAGCGUGUUUCUCCAAGGUGACCAAGAUCCUUGUUGCCGGUCUUAAAUUUUUCCUGGGCAAAGAUGAGGAUGAGAAAAAUGACAGUGACUCCGAUUCAGAGGCAAAGGGACCAUCAGUCCGAGACCUGAAGGUGAGAUACUCCACUGGCAAGAAAACCUCCAAAAGCAAGAAGAAGAUGGAAAAGGCGAUGAAAGUCCUCAAGAAACACAAGAAGAAGAGAAAAGUGGAAGUUUUCAAUUUCUCUGCUAUUCACCUGAUUCAUGAUCCUCAAGAUUUCUCUGAGAAACUCCUGAAGCAGUUGGAAGAGUCUAAAGAACGCUUUGAGGUGAAGAUCAUGACGAUGGAGCUCAUAUCCCGGCUGGUUGGAAUCCAUGAGCUCUUCCUCUUCAAUUUUUACCCAUUCAUCCAGAGGUUUCUUCAGCCGCAUCAAAGAGAGGUGACAAAGAUUCUCCUCUGUGCUGCCCAGGCUUCACACCAACUCGUUCCACCAGAGGUAAUCGAACCUGUUAUCAUGACCAUCGCCAACAACUUUGUAACGGACAGAAACUCAGGGGAAGUCAUGACUGUGGGUAUCAAUGCCAUCAAGGAAUUGACGGCCCGCUGUCCACUCGCCAUCAAUGAAGACCUGCUGCAGGACCUGGCCCAGUACAAGUUGCACAAAGACAAGAAUGUGAUGAUGUCAGCCAGAGGACUGAUCCAGCUGUUCAGGAGUCUGAAUCCACAGAUGCUGCACAAGAGGGACAGGGGGAGACCGACUGAGGCGUCAGGAGAGGCCAAGAUCAAAGACUACGGAGAGCUGGAGGCUAAAGACUACAUCCCUGGGGCUGAAGUCCUGGAGGUGGAGGAGGGGAAGAAAGACGGAGAGGAGGAGGAGGACGACGGCUGGGAGAGUGCCAGUGUCAAUGAAGAUGAUGAAUAUGGGGAGUGGGUGGACGUUCACCACUCGUCUGAUGAAGAUACAACAGAAAUGGCUGAGAAGCUUCAGAGUAUGCCCGUGGAGGAGAGAAAAGCCAAAGCAGCGGCGGUCAGCGGCAGCAGGCUCCUCACUCAAGACGACUUCAAGAAGAUCCGCCUGGCUCAGCUGUCCAAGGAGGUCAACGCUGCACCAGGCAAGGGCCAGAAGAGGAAGGUUGUGGACAGUGAUGACGAGGGUGACAACAGAGGAGAGCUGCUGACCUUGAGGAAUAUCGAGAAGCUGCAUAAGAAACCAAAAGCAGACAAGGAAACCCGGCUAGCAACAGCAAUGGCUGGACGCACAGACCGUAAGGACUUUGUGAAAAAGCAUACCAAGCUGAACCCACACGCCAGCACCAGCAACAGGGAGAAGAGGAAGACAAAGAACUUCAUGAUGAUGAGACACAGUCAGAAUGUCAGAACAAAGGGCAAACGCUCCUUCAGAGAAAAACAGGUGGCUCUUCGGGAUGCACUUCUGAAAAGGAAGAAGCAGUACAAGUAGGACACAUGGACCUGAUUGUUUAAUAUGCCUAAUAAUAUUGUACAUCCUUCAAGCAUCCUAUAAAACAUGGUUAGUUUUAUGUAUUCAUAUAUGUUAUUUGGAUAAUUAAUUGCAUACAUUUUCAGUGUCUUGAAAUAAACAAUCUUUGGUUA
Messenger RNA from Labrus mixtus (cuckoo wrasse), 2340 nucleotides. It is a transcript of the gene sdad1, whose product is annotated as SDA1 domain containing 1. Gene Ontology annotation, biological process: ribosomal large subunit export from nucleus; ribosomal large subunit biogenesis. The record is from RefSeq and is a predicted model, not a curated record. Lineage: Eukaryota; Metazoa; Chordata; Actinopteri; Labriformes; Labridae. The coding region runs from base 122 to 2188 and encodes 688 amino acids. The transcript is spliced from 22 exons. Gene Ontology annotation, cellular component: nucleolus.